This is a messenger RNA of Dryobates pubescens (Downy woodpecker), 1482 nucleotides long. Its product is annotated as polysialoglycoprotein-like. The transcript is spliced from 4 exons. The coding region runs from base 1 to 1482 and encodes 493 amino acids. NCBI's taxonomy places the organism in Eukaryota, Metazoa, Chordata, Aves, Piciformes, Picidae. The record is from RefSeq and is a predicted model, not a curated record.
AUGUCAUCGGCAGUGGAUUUGUUUCGCCCCUGUCCCGGCGCUCCGGAGCCGCUGCUGCCUUGGCAGCCCUCGCAAGCAGCAGCUGGCAGCGGCCGCACGGAGCCUGCCGCCUCCCCCCGCAGCCCCCCAGCACGCAGGCUGCGGAUGGGGGCUGCCCAGCCCCGCUCGGUUCGCCAGGCUCCGGCCGCCGUGUGCGGGGCUGGGGGGCUGGGGGCCGCUGUUUCUGGCCGCCGCCGCUGCCGGACGGUUUCCAGCACACCAAAGGUGGAAGAGGAGCAGCUCGGAAAGCCAAAGCGGGAGGUGACUUUGCCGGGGGAGGAGGGCAGCGCCGGGGAGAGGCAGCAGGCGCUGGGCGCUGCCGGAUCCGCGGCCGUUGCCAAGGCAGCGCCGUCAGGGGCCGGUACCCUGCGCACCUCUGCGGGCUGCCUCCAGAGGCGGGCUGAAGCGCAGCGGCCGCGGGGGCAGCCGCCGGGAGCGGGCAGCCGGCAGCCGGUGGCGGGGCCGCUGCCGGCGCCGCAGCGAUGUCCUUGGGAGCGGGAGGAGCACGGCAGCCGCACGGCCCCCGGCCCCGCCGCUCGGCACCGCCGCUCCUGCCGGCUCAAGAGCAACAUCGGCGCCGUGGGAUUACAACGGAGAGAUUCGCGCUGCCGAGGAGCCAGGAGGGCUCCGCAGAGCGCUGCGAGCGCUGCGCCCAGCGCGGGGCGGCAGGCAGGCUGCGGAGCAGCGCUCGGGGCGGGCACCGCACCCUCGGGGCUGGCACCGCACCUCGGGGCGGGCACCGCACCCUCGGGGCUGGCACCGCACCUCGGGGCGGGCACCGCACCCUCCGGGCGGGCACCGCACCCUCGGGACUGGCACCGCACCCUCGGGGCUGGCACCGCACCCUCGGGGCGGGCACCGCGCCCUCGGGGCGGGCACCGCACCUCGGGGCGGGCACCGCACCCUCCCGGCUGGCACCGCACCCUCGGGGCUGGCACCGCACCCUCCGGGCUGGCACCGCACCUCGGGGCGGGCACCGCGCCCUCGGGGCUGGCACCGCACCCUCGGGGCGGGCACCGCACCCUCCGGGCGGGCACCGCACCCUCGGGGCUGGCACCGCACCUCGGGGCUGGCACCACACCCUCCGGGCGGGCACCGCACCCUCGGGGCUGGCACCGCACCUCGGGGCUGGCACCGCACCCUCGGGGCUGGCACCGCACCUCGGGGCUGGCACCGCACCCUCGGGGCUGGCACCGCACCUCGGGGCUGGCACCGCACCCUCGGGGCUGGCACCGCACCCUCACCCUCCCGGCUGGCACCGCACCUCGGGGCGGGCACCGUACCCUCCGGGCGGGCACCGCACCCUCGGGGCGGGCACCGCACCCUCCGGGCUCGCACCGCAUCCUCGGGGCUGGCACCGCACCCUCGGGGCGGGCAUCCUCGGGGCUGGCACCGCAGCCUCUGGCGGCGCUGCAGCUCCCCCGCGCCGGGCACUCGGCCUGA